Messenger RNA from Sclerotinia sclerotiorum 1980 UF-70, 1728 nucleotides. RefSeq lists its product as hypothetical. Bases 1 to 1728 code for a protein of 575 amino acids. The transcript has 3 exons. Lineage: Eukaryota; Fungi; Ascomycota; Leotiomycetes; Helotiales; Sclerotiniaceae. The record is from RefSeq and is a predicted model, not a curated record. Gene Ontology annotation, molecular function: catalytic activity.
AUGGGAGUUCCCAAUGACAUAUCAGCUAAUUCUGGUGCGACUCCAUAUUCCGUGAUCGAUGGUUCCCAAGAAGCCACUCGAAAGUUACAGCAAUUAGUCGGUGGUGGGCUUCCCUCGGAGGUGUUGAAACACCUAGAAGAUGUUACUUAUACAACUGCAACUGAUGGCACUCAAAUAUAUUUCCCUUGUCCCUUUAAGGAAACAGAAGCCACAGUUGCAUUAAAAUCAGUAGAAGCAAGCAUUGUGGCUGCCAUUGCAGACCUUCGCUAUGGAGAACAGAAAAGGAGGAUUGAGAUCAAUCUUGAGCAGACUGCUACUUUCUUAUUCUCUACCUACAUCGCUACAAUUGCUGGCAUGAACAAACAGCAUCCCGAUGUCAAAUCAAAGCUGAAAGACACAGAUUUACUCAAAGCACAAGCUAUCUUGUAUCGGAGACUUUCAGCAAACCUUUAUGAGACGAAAAAUCCAGGGGAAUAUUUUCAUAUCCAUGGAUCAUUGGAAGCCGGGAAGACAUUGAACAUGAUUGGACUGGAAGCACAUCGGCCGGAUCUUACAGAUUAUCGGGAAUGUAUCAACGUUAUAGAAAAACAUGUCAAGCAAUAUACUGCUGCAGACUUGGAAGUGAUGAAUGCUGAGAUACAUCAGGCUGGUGUAACAGCAUUGAAAUGGGAAGAUUUCAAAAAAACAAGCCAUGGUCAAACAAUUCUUGGCCUACCUCCAUGGCAACUUGGUAAACUUCAGGAUGAUUCUCCAUCAUGCCCAUUUCCAAAUGUGGCUCCCGUGACGCCAACCUCAAAACCCCAAGUAUUAUCUGGUAUUCGUGUCUUGGAACUCUGUCGAAUUAUUGCAGGACCUGCAAUGGGUCGAACACUUGCUGAAUAUGGUGCCCAAGUUAUCAAAGUUACAUCUCCUAACCUCUCCGAUGUUCCAUUCUUCCAAGUCGAUGGAAACACCGGCAAACAUACCGCAGAUAUUGAUCUGAAAACUCCAGAUGGUCGCGCCAUCUUUGAAGAAUUGUUAAAAUCUGCAGAUGUAAUUCUUGAUGGAUAUCGACCAGGAGCUUUGGAGCGAUUAGGAUACGGGCCAGAACAAAUCGUGAAGUUGAUUGAAGGAAGGGGCAAAGGAAUCGUUUAUGUCUCCGAAGAUUGUUUUGGCUACCAAGGGGAGUGGGCAGGUAGACCUGGUUGGCAACAGAUAGCAGAUUGUGUCACUGGUGUCGCUUGGGCUCAAGGUCAAUUCAUGGGCCUUGACGAACCUGUUGUGCCUCCGUUCCCAAUGUCUGAUUACGGAACUGGAUGUAUGGGCGCUAUUUCUGCUCUAAUAGGGUUGUAUAAAAGAGCCAAGGAAGGAGGUAGUUGGAGAGGCACCACUAGCUUGUGUCAAUAUGAUGUGUUUUUGUUAGGAUUAGGAUUAUAUGGGGAUGAUAUAAAGGCCAAGGUUAGGAAGGAUCACGAUGACCAUUUCUUCGACCUUAGGCAUUCAGAUAGUGUGGAUGAAGUAGGUGGAAGAGCAUUGAAGAGCAUGCGCCGAGCUCAUCCAGAAUUGUUCGACGAGAAAAACAUGCAAAAGGCAUAUAGCAAGGGUUUCAAGGAGGAGAUUCGAUGGUGUAGAAGUCCAGUUACUAUUGAAGGUUUAAGAGUUGGAUUUGACAGAGCCAGUCGUCCAAAUGGAUAUGAUACACCAACAUGGGAUGGUUGGGAGAUUGAAGAGGAAGUUGUCGAAGGAUAA